AUGUCCGCUCCGCGCCGAAUCUCCGCCACGGCGACUGCCUCCUCCGCCGUUGCGGUGUCCACGCAGGCUUCCGCCGGCGCCGCCGGUUCUGCCGCCGACGGCGCUGACGGCGCCGCUCAAGGGGACGCCAGGGGAGGUGCAGGAGGGGGUGCAGCGAGCAGUGGCGGCAGUGAAGCAUGCGCCAGCAGGCACGCCGCUUUCGGUUCUGCAGCGGCAGCUAGCGUCCGCGCGUCGCUGUCGCUGCUGCAGCGGCAGCUGGCAUCCGUGUUCGCGCGCCUUCGUCUCUCGCUUUCCUUCCCAUCCGCCUCUCCGCCCAUGCUGCUGCGCCACCCUUUCCCUGCCUCCACCCCCACACUGUGUCCCUCGUUCCGCCCUUCCGCCGCAUCCUCACGCAUCCGUCGCCUUUCCCCCGCGCGGCGGCGCGGAGCGGGAGCGGGAGCGGCGGUAGCGCAGGUAGCGGCGGGCGUCGGGGCGGGCGACGUGCAGACGUUCAUCCUCACGGCGGGCGCGCUCGCUGCCGCCGCCGUCUCCCUGCAACUUGCGCUCAAGGUGCCGUUCUCCGCGCAACCACUCCGCGCACCCACUCCGCGCACCCAUUCCGCGCACCCACUCCGCCACCCCUUCUCUCCCCGCUGCUCGUCCUCCGGACGCCCCCCCCCCCUUCCAAUGGCCUCCCCUCCUCACGCCUACGUUUCUUCUCUGGCUUCCGUGCUCGCUGUACACAUGCUCGCUGCACACAUGCUCGCUGCACACAUGCUCGCUGCACACAUGCUCGCUGCACACAUGCUCGUUGCACACAUGCUCGCUGCACACAUGCUCGCUGCACACAUGCUCGCUGCACACAUGCUCGCCUCACACAUGCUCGCUGCACACAUGCUCGCUGCACACAUGCUCGCUGCACACAUGCUCGCUGCAUACAUGCUCGCUGCACACAUGCUCGCUGCACACAUGCUCGCUGCACACACGCUCGUUGCACACAUGCUCGCCACGCCUCACACGCUCGCCCGGGGUCACUCACUAUGCGCCUCCUCUCUGCCUGCUCCUCUCUCCUGUGCCCCGCAUUCUCUCCUGUGCCUCGCAUUCUCUCCUGUGCCCCGCAUUCUCUCCUGUGCCCCGCAUUCUCUCCUGUGCCCCACAUUCUUCCGUGUGCCCCGCAUUCUCUCCUGCGCCCCGCAUGCUGUCCUGUGCCCGUGCCCCGUCUUUCCGCAUGCAAUGCUGCCAGGGCGACCCAGUGCCGUGUGCCAAGUGCGGGGGAAAUGGUGA
This is a messenger RNA of Closterium sp. NIES-65, 1263 nucleotides long. NCBI's taxonomy places the organism in Eukaryota, Viridiplantae, Streptophyta, Zygnematophyceae, Desmidiales, Closteriaceae. The record is from the annotation of a GenBank genome assembly.